AUGUUCCUCGCCGAAGUGGUGGGUACCGGGAUACUUCUGUUUGUUGGUUGUAUGGGCUCCAUAGGAACGAUGGGGCGAAUACUGCCGCCGCCAUUGCAGGCGUCCAUGGCGUUCGGUAUGACUGUCAACCUUCUUAUUAUGAUGUUAGGACAUGUAAGUGGUGCGCAUUUAAAUCCCGCUGUCACGAUAGGGGCAGUUAUUCUUAAAAUUAAAAGUAUCCCGACCGGUAUCGUCUACGUCGUAGGGCAAUUCAUUGGUGCCACUAUUGGAUAUGGAUUGCUAAUGGUACGAAUUUUUGAUUUUAUUACUUAUUCAUUGUACAAAUUUAAAUUGGCAAUAACUCCGCCCGAGUUGUUCAAUGAUGGAUCCUCGAAUUCGUCGGUGGGCCACUGUGUAACAACCGUUCAUCCCGGGAUCAGUACCACGCAAGCCGUUUUGGUCGAAAUUCUUUGUACGUCGUUCAUACUUUGCGCAGCGAGCGCAACUUGGGACCCAAGGUGCGCCCACACAACAGAUUCCACAGCGAUCAGAUUUGGUUUCUCCGUCGUUGCAGUUUCACUUGCAGCGAUUUACUGGUUCGGACCGACUGUAGGUGCUGUUCUCGGAACUUAUACCUAUGUUCUCCUAUUUGCGGAGAAGAAACCGGAUCUACAGAACGAUCGUCUGCAAUUUCUAGAGUUGAAACCGAUUAAUGCGUCGUUGAAGGAUUUCAAUUGCAAGGAAGAAAGAAAUAUCAACGGAAGAAAUCUCGAACUAAUGGCAGCAGAGGAAGCUGCUUGA
This is a messenger RNA of Heterotrigona itama, 780 nucleotides long. Lineage: Eukaryota; Metazoa; Arthropoda; Insecta; Hymenoptera; Apidae. The record is from the annotation of a GenBank genome assembly.